AUGCGCUACGACUCGAUGAUAGUUGCCGUUGGGACGGGCGUCGGUGUCAUUGGCCUCCUGACCAUUCCGGCCGCCUCAGCAUUUCUUCUGCAGCUCUCCAAGCGCGAGGCUAAGGAUGAGACAUACCAAGACUUAGAUGGCAAGAGCUCUCCCGAGGCCGUAAAGGCCUUCUCGGCCAAGGUGCCCAAGGUCUUCAUCUGCCUGCUUGCGGCGCUCGGUUUCGGCAUCGCUGUGGCUCUCGCUGUUCUGUCUACGCUUCAUAUUGGCAAGGAUGGCCUAUUCCUGGAGAAUUGGCUCAGUGUCGGUGCUUGGGCUCUCCUCCUGUUCCAGGCGACCGCCAUUGCUUCGAGCAGGAAGUCGGUCCAGGCCUACAGUGAUGGCCUAUACUCGUUCCUGUCGUGCAUCAUCCUGGCCGUCAUGAUCCUCGCGCAGGACACGUCCAUCAUCGCCGUCCUGCUCAAGCACUACCCCGUGCUCUUCGCGCUGCGCAUCGUCGAGACCGCCGCGGUCGUCUUCCUCGGCGCGGCCAGCCUGUUCAUCCCGCGCCGGCCGGACGUCUUCGACGAGGAGGGCCGCCUCGUCGACCGCAUGUACACCGUGUACGCCUUCUCGCGCUUCACCUUCGCCUGGCCGUACAACGUGCUCUCGCUCGCCGGCAAGAAGAAGAACCUCGACAUGGCCGACCUCCCGCGCCCGGACCACUUCACCCGCGCCAAGGAGGUCUCGGCCGACUGGAAGGCAAAGAACUUCAAGCAGCGCCUCUGGCUCUCCGUCAUCCUCGCCCACGGCGGUGCCUUCGCCCUCCAGUGGGUGCUCACUCUCGGAACGGCGGUGCUUAAUUUCGCCCCGCAGUGGGUGAUACUGCAGCUUCUGCGCAUUCUAGAGACGAAGAAGCGCAGCGACAGCUAUGGCGUGGAGACCUGGAUGUGGGUGGUCUGGCUAGGUGCCGUUAUUGUAGCUCAAGCGUGGGUUGAAGGAUACGUCUUCUGGCUCUCGUGGGCUGAGCUCACCAUCCCCGUCCGAGCCCAGCUCGGAGCUCUCAUUUUCGAAAAGUCUAUGCGCCGGAAGGAUGUCAAGGGUACCGGAAGGUCUUCCAACAAGAAGGCGCAGGUCGAGCAGACUGCUGAGCCUGUCGUUACUGGCACUGCUGGGGAGUCGACCACGGCAGACCGCCCCGAGGUGCCAGAUGAGUUGGAAGAUGAGGCAGAAGCUCUCAAGAAGAGCAAGCAGAGCACAGUCAAUCUGAUUGGUGUCGAUGCGAAGCGUGUGUCCGACUUCGCCGCCUACCAGAAUCUGUUCCCCGGAAGCUUAUUCAAGCUGAUCAUCUCCCUGGCUUUUCUGGUCAAUCUUCUGGGCUGGCAAGCUCUUCUUUCUGGCUUCUCAACCAUGGUCGCCAUCAUGCCGGUCAACAUCUAUUUCUCUAAGCGGUAUUCGGAGGCCCAGGACAAACUAAUGAAGGUUCGAGAUGAGAAGAUGGAAGUCGUGACAGAGGCUCUUCAGGGCAUUCGACAGAUCAAGUUCUCUGCGCUCGAGCCAGAAUGGGAGAAGAAGAUCAGCGAUGUUCGAGAGAAGGAGCUGAAGAGCGUGUGGGCUGUCUUCCUCGGCGACACCGCGCUCCUGGCCUGUUGGGUUACUAGCCCAAUCCUCCUCUCAGCAGCCUCUUUGGCUGUGUAUGCAGGCUUGAACGGAGCCUUGACGCCAUCUGUCGCAUUCGUCAGUCUCGGAGUAUUCAAGGCCCUCGAGGUGACGCUCUCGGUCGUGCCCGAGUUGACUACCGAUCUCCUAGAUGCAUGGACCUCCAUCAAGCGAAUUGAAGAGUAUCUCAACAGCCCCGAAAUCGAGAAGGCUCCUGUCAAGGACUCUGACGAGGUGACUUUUGACAAUGCUUCCAUUGCCUGGCCUGCGGAAGAGAAGUUGGACGACGACGAGAGAUUUAUCCUACGAAAUAUCACCGUCACAUUCCCGCGAGGCGAACUGUCCGUCGUUUCUGGUAAGACUGGAACGGGCAAGAGUUUGAUGCUUUCUGCUAUCCUUCGAGAAGUAGACAUCCUAUCCGGAUCUAUCUCUCUCCCCAGAGCACCACCACUGGCAGACAGGCAUGACAGCAAAGCCACUAAGGCAAACUGGAUUAUUCCCGAGGCAAUCGCAUAUGUCGCCCAAAUUCCCUGGAUCGAGAACGCCAGCAUCAAGGACAACAUCGUCUUUGGGCUGCCCUACGAUGAGGAGCGAUAUAAUCAGACUGUUGAGGUUUGCGCGUUGAAGAAGGAUUUGGAAAUGCUUAGUGACGGUGAGAACACAGAGAUCGGAGCCAACGGUAUCAACCUCAGUGGUGGCCAGAAGUGGCGUGUUACUCUCGCAAGAGCCAUGUACUCGAGAGCGGGUAUACUUGUACUAGACGAUAUCUUCAGCGCUGUCGAUGCUCAUGUCGGUCGCCACAUCUUUGAGAAGUGUCUCAACGGCGAGCUUGCUACUGGAAGAACUCGCAUCCUGGUCACCCACCACGUCGCACUCUGCGAGCCGAAGACUAAGUAUCUAGUGGAGUUGGGAGAUGGAGGUGUCCUCAACGCAGGCCUCCUAUCUGAAUUGCAGGAGGAUGGCACGCUUCAGCAGAUCAAGAGCCACGAACAGUCAGCAGAGGAGAUUCGGGAGGAUGAGACCAUAACUGCUGUCAAUUCAGACGAGUCUACUGAUGGAGAGGAGGAGCAGAACGGCGCUAAUGGCGAUACUCUGAAGAAGGUCACGUCCAAGACAGUAGCACCUCGGAAGUUUGUGGAGGAUGAGAAGCGUGAGGAGGGUGCGGUUAGAAAGCACGUUUACGGGGUCUACCUCCAAGACAGCGGUGGUAUCCUGUUCUGGGGCGGCUGCGUUCUCGUUUUCGUCGUGAACCAGGCAUUCUCUCUUGGCCGCUCCUGGUGGCUGCGAAUCUGGACAGGCACAUACGAGGAGGAGAGCAUAAAAGCUUUCCACACUAACGUCUCUAGAGAGCAUGGCUACACUUACCAGAUCUCUCUUCAGCAGACACCUCAUCUCCACACCAUACCGACCGUAUCAGCAGAACAGCGCAGCCUCGAAUUCUAUCUCGGGAUCUAUGUAUUCCUCGCCUUGGUGUCUUCGAUUAUCGGCACCUUCAAAUUCUUCUACACGUACAUUGGUUCGAUUAGGGCCAGUCGCAAACUCUUCGCAAAGCUCAACUUUGUCAUUCUACGCACUCCGCUUCGGUGGCUCGACACCGUGCCAGUGGGCCGUGUCCUCAACAGAUUCACCUCAGACUUCCACAUCAUCGACUCCCAGCUUGCAAACUCUCUGAGCUUUGGAGGCGGUUCUUUCUUGCAGCUUCUCGGCGUCAUUGUCGCAGGUCUGUUCGUGUCCCCGUACAUUGUCGUCCUAGCUCUUGUCCUGCUGCUCAUGUGCCUGUACUACGCAAUGGUCUACCUCAAUGCCGCUCGACCGGUUAAGAGACUGGAGAGCACGACCAAGUCACCUGUUUUCGAGCAGUUCGGCUCCGCACUUACUGGUGUCGCGACGAUUCGCGGCUUUGACAAGGCGCAAGUCUACAUUGAGCGCAUGUAUAAGAAGCUUGAUGAUUAUUCGGUUGCUACGUGGCACUUGUGGCUCUUCAACAGGUGGAUGGGCUGGAGAAUGUCGUUGAUCGGCUCGCUUUUCUCAGUCUUCAUCUCCUCGCUCAUCCUCUUGACCCCUGACAUUGACGCCGCCUUGGCAGGCUUCGCUCUUGCGUUCGCCUUGGACUUCGCCAACUGCGUCAUGUGGACCAUCCGUCUCUACGCCAACGUUGAGCUUAACAUGAACGCAGCGGAGCGUAUCAUCGAGUACACGGAGCUACCGACCGAGUCUCUUGAAGGCAAGAGCCCGCCAGCUGCUUGGCCGACUGAGGGCCGUCUGGAGGUUAACGAGCUUGUCGUUAGCUAUGCCGCUGAUUUGCCCCCUGUCCUCAAGGGCCUGACAUUUAGCGUCAACAGCAAUGAGCGAGUUGGCGUUGUCGGCCGCACGGGAGCGGGCAAGUCCUCGCUCACACUGGCCUUGUUCCGAUUCUUGGAAGCAAGGUCUGGAAGCAUUUACGUUGACGGGCAGGACAUCUCGAAGAUCAAGCUCCACGAUCUUCGGUCCCGCCUGGCAAUUAUUCCUCAGGAUCCUGUCCUCUUCUCCGGCACAGUCCGAAGCAACCUCGACCCCUUUGACAAGCACAGCGACUCGGAGCUGCGCGACUGCCUCGAGCGCGUGCACCUGAUCACCUCGGGCAGCACCGGCGGCUCCGUGACGCCCACCUCGGCCGAGCCCUCCUCGCCGACCGCCAAGAACGCCAACGUGUUCGAGGACCUCAAGUCGCCCGUCUCCGAGGGCGGCCUGAACCUGUCGCAGGGCCAGCGCCAGCUGCUGUGCCUCGCGCGCGCCAUCGUCUCGCGCCCGCGCGUCAUGGUGCUCGACGAGGCCACCAGCGCCGUCGACAUGCACACGGACGCGCUGAUCCAGCGCUCCAUCCGCGAGGAGUUCACCGACGCCACGCUGCUCGUCAUCGCCCACCGCCUGAGCACCAUCGCCGACUUUGACCGCAUCCUCGUCCUGAGCGACGGCCAGGUCGCCGAGUUCGGCAGCCCCCGCGAGCUGUGGGAGAGGCCCCAGGGCAUCUUCCGCGCCAUGUGCGACGAGAGCGGCGAGAAGGACAAGCUGAGGGGCAUCGUGUUUGGUCAGCAAUAG
Messenger RNA from Phaeoacremonium minimum UCRPA7, 4713 nucleotides. Its product is annotated as putative abc bile acid protein. Gene Ontology annotation, molecular function: ATP binding; ATP hydrolysis activity; ABC-type transporter activity. Lineage: Eukaryota; Fungi; Ascomycota; Sordariomycetes; Togniniales; Togniniaceae. Gene Ontology annotation, biological process: transmembrane transport. Bases 1 to 4713 code for a protein of 1570 amino acids. The record is from RefSeq and is a predicted model, not a curated record. The transcript has 4 exons. Gene Ontology annotation, cellular component: membrane.